AGUCCAGAUAAGGAGAUGGUGGAUCUCACCGAAGCUCACAUAGAGGUUCCCGAAGCUGAGAAGGAGGUCCCUUCUGCUGAGGAGGAGCAAACCAAGCAGGGUCUGACGAGGAAGAGGCGCCACUCGACCUUGGGCUCUACUUCGACCUCGGCCCUGGAUAGACUGAUCCACGCUGACCCUUGCUCGGAUGUUCCGCUGAAACGGAUCCCCGAGGAGGUAAGGGAGGCGAUGGCUCGCUAUGCUAGAGCCCCGGUUUUGGGGGAGAACCCCAUGGCUCACGUGGGAUCUUUGGUGGGUCCCGAAGCUGCACGGGAGAAUCUUCUUCGGGCCAACCCGCAGUGGAGGGUUCCUGGAGCUGAGGAGAGGAACCCAGCUAUGAUGGCCCAAUAUUAUCUGAAUGAGGCUGUUUUCUGGUCCUCGUUCGCUUCCGAGUGUAGCUCGGUUGAGGAGAGGCAACUGAGGAGGUAUCAGGAGGCUUAUGCUCGUGAUAUCCCUGUCUUGGACCAGAAGGCUGGGCGGCUCAUGGCCGAGAUGGUGGAGAUCAAGCAACUGUACCUUCAGUACAGUCGUGAGGCUAGGGAAGCGGCGGAACAGAUCGGGGCCGAAGUUGGGAAGCUCACUUUCCAGGUUGAAGAGGAUGCUGAAAAGAUAGCUUCCUUCGACAGGGAGAGGAGAGAAAUGGCUGCCAAGUUUGCGAGCGAACUUGAAGAAAAAGACAGUCUUCUCAAGGAGAUGACGUCUAAAUUUGAGGCGGCCAUUAAGCAGAGCCAGGAAGCGGAGGCGAGGCUUCAGCAGUUUAUCAAGCACCGGGAGAUUGUUCAGAAUCAAGCUGACAAGGUGCCCGUUCUCCAGCUGAAGAUCCGAGAGAAGGAUGCUGCCAUUCGGAAGUUGGAGCAAGAGACCAAAAAGGAGGAAGACAAACUUACUAAAGCACGGUGGAUCUGUGGUGAGCCGUCGAUGGUGGAUUGUGGCGAUAAUGUUCAUAUGAAGCUGCUAGAGAAGGACACUCAAAUUAUUGAGUUGGAAUACAAGAAGAGUUUGUUUUUGGGAAAAAUUAAGAAAUUGCAAACGAAGAAGGAAAAUCUAGAAGAGGAUGUGCAGGAGAUGAAGAACAAACUAUGUCAUAUGCGCAUUGAAGUGAUGAAUUGUACCAGGAAUGAGAAGAAUUUGUCUCUCAUUUUGAUGUUCUCAUGGCUUAUAUUUGCUGUUUUGGCCAUGUAUAUUGAGAUAGAUUAUGUAGGAAGAGUUUAG
This is a messenger RNA of Spinacia oleracea (spinach), 1251 nucleotides long. RefSeq lists its product as uncharacterized. The record is from RefSeq and is a predicted model, not a curated record. Bases 16 to 1251 code for a protein of 411 amino acids. NCBI's taxonomy places the organism in Eukaryota, Viridiplantae, Streptophyta, Magnoliopsida, Caryophyllales, Amaranthaceae. The transcript has 3 exons.